UUGCCUCUUCGAAUUAAUAUUAUCAUAAUACAUCAUGUUAUCCGCCGCCAAAGUGCGUAUACAUGGCAUGCAAGAUGAGAAUUGGGUGAUCAAGGACAAAAUAAACCAAUAUCGUGGAUUAAUAAAACUUUACGAAAGAGAUCGAAAAAUCCACGAAGGCGAUUUGACGAAGCAAAAGAAAAGGUAUUCCCGCGAUAUUCGUCAGUUGCGGAGGGACAUAACCAACAAACGCGUAGAGCUUGAAGUGGCAGUGUAUGGCGACAAGCAAUUCCUGCGUAACGCUUUUCAAGAACAUAAACGUCUGCAACUCACCUACAUGAAUAGCCAAGCUGAUAAAGUGCUGGCUAGUAUACAUCAAGAAAAUUUCAAUAAAAGAAAGCAGUUGGAUCGAAUCAGGUACACAAAAAAGAAGAAAAUGGAAGCAUUCCGUAAUAUUCAGCUGCAAACGGCAGAACUACAUGAUCGCGUCAUAUAUGAAGUUGGUGGAAAACUACCCGCUGAGAAAAAGGAACAAGCCGUCGCCAACUAUGUCCAGCGUGCCAAUAUAAAAAAGAACGCAGCUUUAGCUAUAAAGGUCAUGUAUAAGAAAAUUCUGGAUAUAUUAAAAAAGGACUCAUCUUACUUCACAGUCGUUUUGGAAGCUCUAAAAUUGGACUGUCGAGCACAAGGCAAGUGUUUGAUGGGAGCAACGGAAAUGGGGCAAUUGGCUAUGGAGUAUUUGGACGAUAGGAAGUUUGAGUUUAACAAAUUGGAGAAAGAAAUCAAAGCGAAUAUGAAAGAAAGGGAAAGGACAUUAAAGCUUGUUCGAAGAGAAGUAGCUUUUUUAACGGAUUCAUUUCCUAGUCUUAUAAGGAAAGAGGAAGCUACCAACCUCGAUGAUUUAUAUGAAGACGCGGAUGCUGCUAGUCAUCACUCUGUACAUUGGGAACUUGCAGAGGUGAUGGAGAUAUGCAAACGCCUACAGAAAGCUACGCUUGUAUCAUCCUAUGAUAAGAUCCUACCCAGGUUAGAAGAGCAAAAAUACCAGUCAGAGCGUUUGAUGACUCAACUGACUCUCAAUAGCAUGAAAAGAGACGCCCUGCUCGAGGACCGGAAGCAUGCAAUAUUGAUGCUAGAUACGUUGAAAAACGUUGGACAGGAAAGUACUGCACAGCACAUAGUAGAGAAGAAACAGAUCCGUGCCGGGCUCGCAGCAGAGGAACGGGAGGUAAGGGAGUUGACGCGUGCGUUGGAUGAAAAAGGACGGCUUAUCAUCGAGAUGAAGACUUCCUUGCAACAGAUAGACCAUCUGCUCUCCAGUGUUGGUGCGCCAAAUGUCAGACCUCAAUACAAAGGUACUCCAACAGCUUUAAAAUAUGCAAUCGAGGACCUAAUACAACCCGUACCCGAACUUGAAGAUGACUUUGAUAAAUUACUCUCGACCGCGCGCCAAAAGAUAUCUAUGCUAAUUCAAGCGAUAUCAAAGAUGGAUGUCAACGACGAGGUCCGUGCAACAGCUCGACUUUUCUACCACAAUAUACUGGCGCGGUUUAUGAGAGACAACUACAACGAUGAAGUUGUAGCUGAGGGAGGGUUGAUCGAGUUCGAAAUGGAGGAUCCUAAUGUGCCGAGCCACGCAAUCGUAAAGCUGAGAAGUAAGCAGCUCAUAGACGCACAAGUAAGCGAGUUCGACGUUCCAGACGCACCUGCCAAGAAGUGACAGAAAAAAACAUGAAAAGACAGCAAAUAGUAUAAAUAACUUUU
Molecule: messenger RNA, 1743 nt
Organism: Pararge aegeria (speckled wood butterfly)
Lineage: Eukaryota; Metazoa; Arthropoda; Insecta; Lepidoptera; Nymphalidae
Exons: 11
Coding region: 35-1699 (554 amino acids)
Biological process (GO): cilium movement; outer dynein arm assembly
Cellular component (GO): cilium
Source: RefSeq, a predicted model, not a curated record